AUGGCCGACGACGAGUUGCCUUCCGACAGCAGCUUGUUAGUGAUAAUAGUGGAUACAAAUCCUAAUCAAAGAUACAUUACUGAAGACCCUAAGGUGCUGACCAACUGUCUCGAUGCUGUCAUUGCUUUUGCUAACUCACACUUGAUGCAGAAGACCAGGAAUGAACUCGCUGUAAUAGGAUGUCACUUUCAUAAAAGUGAAUACCUUUACCCGUCACCUGGUAAGCCUCUGGAUGUGAGACAAAUUGAUGGACAGUAUGAAUUAUUCACAUUAGUAGAAAAAACUAUAAAGAUGAGAUUAGUAAAUCUAAUAAAAAGUCAACCACAAGAAGAUAAACCUGGAGAGUCGCUAUUGGCAGGUGCUGUAGCUAUGGCUCUCUGUUUUAUAGCCAAGUACCGUCGCAAAGCACCACCAGGUCUACGCAUGAGCAGUCGGAUCCUUAUCGUUACCGGUAGCAGCGACACCGCUGCACAAUACAUCAACUAUAUGAAUGUAUUCUUCACUGCACAGAAGCAGCAGGUGCUAAUAGAUGUAUGCUCGCUGGACAAGCACUUGAGUCUAUUGCAGCAGGGCUGUGACAUCACUGGGGGGCUGUACCUCAAGGUGCCCACUUUAGAAGGACUGCUGCAGUAUUUGUUGUGGGUGUUCCUGCCGGAGGCGGCGGAGCGCUCCAAGCUAGUGCUGCCGGGGCGCGGGCGCGUGGACUACCGCGCCGCCUGCUUCUGCCACCGCGACCUGCUCACCAUCGGAUACGUCUGCUCCGUCUGCCUCAGUGUUUUCUGCAAGUUUAGCCCCAUUUGCACAACUUGUCAUACGGUGUUUAAGAUCGGUGGUCCUCUGCCCAUCAAGUCAAAGAAGAAGAAAAUUAAGCUUUAA
Messenger RNA from Arctia plantaginis, 876 nucleotides. The record is from the annotation of a GenBank genome assembly. Lineage: Eukaryota; Metazoa; Arthropoda; Insecta; Lepidoptera; Erebidae.